Molecule: messenger RNA, 950 nt
Organism: Trichoplusia ni (cabbage looper)
Lineage: Eukaryota; Metazoa; Arthropoda; Insecta; Lepidoptera; Noctuidae
Exons: 2
Coding region: 471-713 (80 amino acids)
Source: RefSeq, a predicted model, not a curated record
UUAAUUCGUUAUACUUAUUCCACCGUGGUCAAAUGCGAUAAAAUUUCAAUUCAAUCAAAAUAAUAUCAACAUUUGGUACGAGACCAGUGUAUAAGUAAUGGUGUAUUAGAUCGGACUUGAGUACCUUACUAAAGUACAAAAGCGUAUGUGUUUAAAUCGACUAUUAAUAAGGAAAUAAGUAAAAGAAAAUUGCAAAAAUAAUAGAAAAGUUUGUCCUAAGGCACGGCCCUUGUGCACUGAUUCAUUGCCCGCGUAAUUUCGUCGGCUCGCCUGAUUAUACUGACACACGUGCGUGCGAAAGCAAAUUUAGAGCAUCCUGUUAAUCCUUUGUGGUCAGUAGGAGUUAGUACGGCAAGCGGUCAGCACAUCCAUUGUUGUGCCCUUCAUAACAAAAGACAGUCUACUCUGGUUCCGAACAGCUAUUGAUACUGAUUUGGGUCAAACUUGAAUAACAAGGUUACAACGCUACUAUGGAUUUCAGACUGACAAUGCUCUUCUGUUUCUUUGUGAUCGCGAUCGUGUCAGCGCUUCCCACAGAACACGACUCAGGGCUUCGGGAAAAGCGUGACGUCAUGGAUUCCAUGAAAAAUGCCUGGGGUGAGGUGGUGAAGACCCUGAGCGAUGCAGGCGACGCGGUAGUACAUGUCUUCAAGCCCACAGAGAAGAGCGUCAUUGACAAAAUGGCAGACGGCAUCAAGGGUCUCGCGCAAUAACCAGUUCCCGCCGACAUCUAGACGUUACGUAAAAACGAGUAUUGGUUAAUAUAGUGGCAUAAGUUGGUCGUAAAUACUCCCGUCUGCAUCUAACGAUUUAAAAUAAAUUAAGAUAAUUGUUUCUUCAACUAAAUUAAUUGUUUGGAAACCUUUGUAGGUAUGUUCCAUCCUAUACUAAUGGACAUUAAUUAACCAACUUAUUUCUAUAAUAUUCAACUGUGUAUUUAAUUAUUUUUU